Messenger RNA from Sceloporus undulatus (fence lizard), 5050 nucleotides. RefSeq names its product PEAK1 related, kinase-activating pseudokinase 1 (gene PRAG1). The record is from RefSeq and is a predicted model, not a curated record. Gene Ontology annotation, molecular function: ATP binding; protein kinase activity. The coding region runs from base 229 to 4317 and encodes 1362 amino acids. NCBI's taxonomy places the organism in Eukaryota, Metazoa, Chordata, Lepidosauria, Squamata, Phrynosomatidae. Gene Ontology annotation, biological process: protein phosphorylation. The transcript is spliced from 6 exons.
AGCCUCAUUCUCCCUCCGCCUGGUCUCCUUCCUUCCUUCCUUCCUUCCUUCCUUGGGGCGCCUCCUGUGUCCCGGAGGGAGGGAGGGCUCCUUGGCUAAGGCUGAGGCUGCCUUGCUCUGAGCCUGGCCCUGCGGCAGAUAGCUGGAUUACAGAGUGUGAUCCAAAAUUUUAAGACCAGCCAAGAGAGUGGAGCAGUGAAAGAUGAGCAGCGAAGCUCAAUAUACAAGAUGCAGAGGGCCAUCAAAGUGAAGCAAGAGGGCCUGAAAAUGUCCGCGUGCAGUGAUUUUGUGGAACACAUCUGGAAGCCUGGCUCCUGCAAGAACUGCUUCUGCCCCAGAAACUUCCAUCAGCUGCAGACUUCGGCCUCACCUCUUGAACUAGGAGGUACCUUUGGUCUCAUACAGGAUCUGAAUGGAAUCAGAGCUAAUGUCGAGAGUAUGCCUCUGGAAGAUGACAGCAUAAUUUCCUUGCCUUAUUCAAAGCCAACAAUUGCUGUUAAACCGACAAUGAUAAACUCAGAUGUCGCUGAUGUGUGGGUGGACGGGAACCUGAAUGCAGAUAACCCACAGGUUACCAAGAGGACAGCAACCAGAAAGCAAGCCUUGAUGAAAUCAGGAGAAGAACAAAGUGCCUGCAUUGAAAACUACAGCAAAAGCAUCCUAAGGAAGCCUGUCAUUGAGAAUGCUCCAAAUGACUGUAAUUCAUACAGUCUUCAAGUUCCUUCACUGAUGGGUCUGUCUGGUCUUGAAGGCAGAUCAGAUAGAAGUAUCUCCCUCAGGAAUAUGACAAUUCUAAGUGAUACUGGUAUACAGGAGGAUAGUGUUGAAAAGCCCAGCAAGGAGAAGUUGGCAUUGCCAUAUUUAGGUCUCUGUCACAAGUCAUCCAUUUUUAGUGACCAAUGUCUUGGUUCCACCUUGGACUCUGAAAAAUACUCUUCCAACCACCAAAGAGGAGAGGUAUCAUUUUCAGAGAAGGGCAGUAUAUCCCGUUCCUCUGACAUAGAAAGUGAAGGUGGAGAGUAUUGCUCCAUUGUAAACUAUUGUGGAGAGCCUCCCACUCACCAGGGCUUGAACAAUACUAAAACCAAAGUUGCAUGGCUUGAAAAUGAAAACCCUGCUUCAACAUUUCAGGGGCAGGAAGCUGCAGUGAAUGGAAGAAGCAGAUCAACAGGGGUCAGUUUCAGUGAUGGGGGAAACAAGCCAUUGAAUUCAGAUACAGAUUUCCAAAGGGAGAAACAUCAUUCACAUAAUCAUGUAUAUAACCACGUAUGCUCAGAAACAGACAAAUCAGCAUUUCCUCCAGAUACUGUAUUAAAAAGCAGGAGCCCCCUUGGUUUAUCCCAGGGAAAAUAUUCCUUUGGUCUGGUCAGAGAACUGGAACAAACUGAUGGCAAAAAUAUAGAAAAUGUAAGUAAUUCUGUACAGCAAGAACUUUCCUUUCAAGUGGACCGGCAGAAUGAGCCAAUCUAUGCGGAGAGUACUAAAAGGAAAAAGGUGCAGCUAAAUAAUUCCAGCACAUGUGCAAGGAGUGAUUCCUUGGCAUACAGUCCAUGUAAUGAUGAGGAGGACAGUCUUUGGAGCGAAAAGGCCCUCCACUCAAGCUGUGGAAGGGAGUUUCAAGAUUCUGCUACUCAAGUAGCCGCAACUAUUACCAUUAGGGCAGAAGACGACAACAGGACGAUCUUCCUUAGCAGCCCAGACUCAGCUGUUGGGGUUCAAUGGCCAUGCAUUAGCCCCACUUCUAAUCCAGAGAGUGGGAAGGCAUCAUCUUUCUUUGAGCACAGAGAGUUUCCUCAAGCAAGCAGUGAGAUGACUUCAAGGGGAAAUGGCUCAACUAUUCAUUCUCAAAUAACUUGCAAGAAAAUAGUCGGAGAGACCCCUGCUGUUCCUCCAAAGUUGUCCAAAGGGCUCUCAUCUUGGAGUGAAGGGUCUCUCAUCUCUUCAGUCAGUCCCACUGCAGAAACCUCUGAUAGCAAAGACCAUGAGGAUCUUGAUGUUCCAAGGCAUGGUGGAAGCAGUCCUAUCUUUGGGCCUUCAUCCUCCUUGUGUUCUCAUGUGGACAGAAUCUCUUCAGAGGAGUCCAGCAGAGCACCAGUGUCCUCCAGUGCUGAGAGAAGACAGAAAUACUACAAUCUGGCUUGGAGCAAGCAGUGCAGGAUAGAGGAAGAAGAGGAAGAAGAACAUGGACUCCAGAAAAAUGCUCAAAAGGUGGAAAUGGAGAAUGGGGCAACCAGUCCUUCAAGUACUUCUGAUUGCUAUCAAGGGGAGAAGUUCUCUGUCCAAGACAAUAAGCCUACAGGAAUGAGCAAAUCAGCAUCUUUUGCCUUUGAGUUCCCCAAAGAAAAGAAUGGAAUUGAAUUCAUGCCACCUCCUCCACCUCCAAAAAAACAAUCCAGGCAUUUCCUGAGAAUGAACCAAAGUCAAUCUGAAUUUGAAAAGCUCAACAGUGAUUCCGUGGAAAACCUCGCUCCCCCUUGUCAAGGGAUCCAUGUCACUUUCACAGCCGGCUCCACUGACAGUUUGAAUUUGGAAACAAAUGCAUUCACCAAUGGAGGACAGUCAUGCAAGAUGAGCCUUCGUUCACCCACCCGUACAGGGAAGCAGGUCUUUCCUUUGGUGCAUUUCUCUGCAUCUCCCAGCAAAGACAGGACACCCUGUAAAGACUUACAGCCGCCUCCUCUGCCACAGAAAAAAACAGUCAGCAGAGCUGUUUCAUCGCCUGAUGGCUUUUACUGGGGACCAGCCUCUCCAGCAAGAGCAGCCAUCCCUACAAGCCCCAAGCUGAAUUUCAGCCAGUCAGAAAGUAAUGUCUCCACCCAUGAAGAGUCUUCAUUUGGCUCAAACUUGGGUGUUAACCACCGAACAUUUUCCUCUUCUGAGUCCUUGGAGAAAGCUUUCAAAGGAUCUGCUUUCCCAUUUCCAUGUUCUGGUAAGAACAGCAAUACCUGCAGCAGCCAAAACAAAAACUUGCCCCUGCGUUCAUCCUCCCAGCACAGUAUGUCCACCCAAGUUUCCUCCAGUUCCAGCCUCCAGCUGCACAACCUCCUCAGCAACAUUGACAACAAGGAAGGGGUGUACACCAAGUUGGGGGGUCUCUACGCAGAAUCCUUGCGCCGCCUGGUUUCAAAAUGUGAAGACUGUUUUAUGCAUGACCAGAAGAGUGAGCUGCAUUUUAGUGAGAACAACUGGUCGCUCUUCAAACUGACGUGUAACAAACCUUGCUGUGAUUCAGGGGAUGCCAUAUAUUACUGCGCAACCUGUUCCAAGGAUCCCUUGAGCACCUAUGCAGUGAAGAUAUGUAAGUCACAAGACACAAAAGCUGCCAUUUCCUGCUGCAGCCCUUCUGUUCCUGUUCACUUCAACAUCCAGCAGGACUGUGGCCAUUUUGUGGCCUCUGUGCCCUCCAGUAUGCUGAAAAAUGCUCCCAUCGAGGGCCAGUACCCUUCCCAUGCUGCCACUGAGCAAGACUGUGUGGUCGUCAUUACUCGAGAAGUGCCACACCAGACUGCUGCCGACUUUGUGAGGGAAGGCAGGGCUUUCCAUCAAGCAAAGCCAGAACUGUAUGAGCGGCGGGUUUGUUUCCUGCUCCUGCAGCUCUGCAAUGGGCUGGAGCACCUGAAAGAGUACAGUGUUAUCCACCGAGAUCUUUGCCUCGAGAACCUGCUUCUGGUGCACUGCAGGCCUUCUCUCAGCGGCUGCAACAAAACCAAAGAAGACAAGCACUUGCCGAGGCUCAUCAUCAGCAACUUUUUGAAAGCCAAGCAGAAGCCAGCUGUGACCGAGUCGAAAGGGAAGAAGAACCAGGCCCGUCUGGCUCCUGAGAUUGUUUCUGCCUCCCAAUACAAAAAGUUUGAUGAAUUCCAAACAGGCAUCCUCAUCUAUGAGCUGCUCCACCAGCCCAACCCCUUUGAAGUGAGGGCCCACCUCCGGGAACAGGAGUACAGUCAGGAUGACCUCCCUCCACUCCCCAAUCUUUCCAUUUAUUCCCGGGGACUCCAGCAACUCGCUCACUUGCUGCUUGAGGCCGACCCCAUCAAACGCAUCCGCAUUGGGGAGGCCAAGCGGAUACUGCAGUGUCUGCUUUGGGGUCCCCGGAAAGACCUGACAGAUCAGCCUCUGAACCAUGAGGAAGCCCUCCACAGGGCUCUUCACAACUGGAUUGACAUGAAACGGGCAUUGCUGAUGAUGAAGUUUGCAGAGCGGGCUGUGGAUGCAGAGCGUAGAAUUGACCUGGAGGAUUGGCUCUGUUGUCAGUACUUAGCCUCUGCAGAUCCAUUGUCUCUGCCUAGGUCACUGAACCUUCUUCAGCUACUUUGAUUUCCAUGAUGUUUUUCAAGUGUGGUGUCCAUGACGUUAUGAGAAAUUCUGUAAGGAAUUCCCAUUGUGCUAUGGUAUUUGAGAAAGACAGACCAUGUUACAUAGCCAGACACACUCAAAAUGAUCAGACCUGAUGGAUGUUUCAUGAUACAUGUUAUUGUGUUGUAAAAUUAUAAAUAGUGUACCUGGGACUGCCACCAAGUGUAUUGUUUUCUGGGUAACCCUUGCAAGCCAUUUUGUCUCAUGUGUGUUUUUCCUAAUAUUAAUUUUGUUCUGGCAAGGCUUUAUUUUAUUAUUCUUGUGGUGAAUAUGUCCAUUUUUGGAACUGUAAAAUACUUGACAGUUGAAAAAAAGCACAGUGUUAUUUUCCUGUACCGUCUCCUAAAAAACAACAAGCCAACUCCACCUCAGCCUGGCAGAUGCAGAUAGCAGGAGGCAGUGCUACUAACCCACCCCGACUCCAUCAUAGCUUUGCUUGCCUGGGCCUUUCCUUUCUCUCCUGUUCCAACUCUAUCAUGCCUCUUUCAGUCGCUGCCUAUUCAGGAUACAUGGAUUCAUGGAAGGAUAAGAUCUUGUAAAUCAAAAUAGAUACAGCAAGACAAUUUGGGGCUUUGAAGUCUUGGGAGUUAGCUUCAGCAGUGUCUCUCAAGCUCAUGUUAAGCAAAUCUUUUCUCUGAAUGCGCCCACCCCAUUGAAAAAGACUUCCUAUUAAACCAGCAUCUUAAACCUGCAA